GACGCUUGCAUAAAAAAAUCCCUUCCCAAGGAAAAACUAUCAGUGUAACUUGACCACCUUUCAAAGUUAUCUGUCCCUUACUAAAGGACCAACUUAGACAAGGUCACCACUAUGAACAAGUUUGUUCUCUUCGCCAUGGUAGCAUGGUCCACAGUUCUAUUUCAGCAAACUGUCGUUUCGGAAACAUUUGGGAAUGAGGAAGCGAGAGAUUUUGGGGCCGAGAAAGAAGUAUCAGCCAAUGCAGUUACAGAUGAAGGAUGGGAUCUUGAUUAUCUGAACGAUGACUAUGACUUCGACGAAGACGAAGAAGAAGAAGAGGAGGAAAAUUUUCCGGAAAGCUUUGUGCAGGAAGACCCAAAACCAUUCUGGGGUCGCAAAGACAGAGUGGGAUUGCAUAAGGUUCGGAGAAAUUGAGUCGGAGAAUGCCGCGUAUAAGGACCUCGAUUUCAAGAAUCCCACACACAGGAAUCCCAAGGAUCACAAUCAUGAGAACAGUAACAUCUUAAUUUCUUAAAGAAAUAGAAGUGAAAAUAUGUUAAUCUGCUGAUCUGAAGUGUUUCAGUCUCCGCUUUAAAAUGAUGUGUACUGAAAAUUAAUUACUCGCUUGUUGUCUCAGCCGAACGUUUUAAUAAAGCACGCUUUACUUCA
Molecule: messenger RNA, 648 nt
Organism: Pocillopora verrucosa
Lineage: Eukaryota; Metazoa; Cnidaria; Anthozoa; Scleractinia; Pocilloporidae
Source: RefSeq, a predicted model, not a curated record